Messenger RNA from Eptesicus fuscus (big brown bat), 1710 nucleotides. RefSeq names its product transcription elongation regulator 1 like (gene TCERG1L). Bases 16 to 1710 code for a protein of 564 amino acids. Gene Ontology annotation, cellular component: nucleus. Gene Ontology annotation, molecular function: RNA polymerase binding; transcription coregulator activity. The record is from RefSeq and is a predicted model, not a curated record. NCBI's taxonomy places the organism in Eukaryota, Metazoa, Chordata, Mammalia, Chiroptera, Vespertilionidae. The transcript has 12 exons.
CCUCUCCUUUGGCCGAUGAAUGCAGACCCGCCGCCGCCACCCUGGGUUUGGAUGGUCCCCGGCUCGACCGGGCUGCUCCGGCUGGGCGCUGGGGUCGCGCCCCCGCCCGUGCUGCUCGCAGCGGCCCAGCCCCCCGCCGCUCCGCUGCUCCCGGGGCUGCCCGGCUGGCAAGCCCCCGGCGAGCCCCUGCUGCCGCUGGUGCCGCUGCCCUCUGGGCCAGACCACGCCGCCGCCGCCGCCACCACCGCCGCCGCCGCCGCGCACUGCUACCCACUGCUCCACGGGCAGUGGCUAUUCGGUGGCCCUUCUCCUUCCAUAGGACUGUCCCCCUCUUCCACUGUGGAGCUGGUGCCCAUUUUCCCACAUGUCUGCCCAUCUGCUCUCCCACCUCCUGUUGGGAAAGGUUGGAUAGACAAACGGAUACCCAAUUGUAAGAUCUUUUUAAAUAAUUCCUUUGCUCUGGACUCAACGUGGAUAUAUCCCGAGGAAUCAAGAUUGUUCCAUGGGUAUGAAAAGCCUCAUUUAUUGGCAAAUCAAGUAGCUGUGUCUCUGUCCAGGCCAGCGCCUGCCUCCAGGUCUCUUCCCACAGUGGUGUUAGCACCUCAGCCUAUACCAGGUGGUUGCCACAACAGCCUUAAGCCCGUCGGCAGCAGCCCCGCCAUCGCCAUCGCCGCCACUGCCGCAGCCAUGGUCUCCGUGGACGCUGAGGGACUCGGGGGCCCGUCCCCCUCCAGCGCGCAGCCCUGCCACUUCCUGACGCUGGCGCCCAUCAAAAUACCCCUGCGGACUCUCCCCUUCCCUGAGAAAAGCAGGGCCCGGGUCCGAGCGCCCCGCCCUCCUGCCCUGAUGCUGCGCGCGGAGAGGAAGAGCCCGGCCAGGGACGAAGGACACAAGGAGCCUCCGUCGAUCCUCGUGACAGGAGAGGACAGCGCGGCAAAAGGCAGCAGACCCGUGGCCUCCACUCCGGUGCCCGGCUCCCCCUGGUGCGUGGUCUGGACGGGCGAUGACCGCGUUUUCUUCUUCAACCCCACGAUGCAGCUGUCCGUGUGGGAGAAGCCCGAGGACCUGGAGCACCGCGGGGACCUCAACAGGAUCCUCGAGGACCCGCCGCACAAGCGCAAGCUGGAGGCCUCGGCCGCCGACCACAGCAACGGGGCGGGUUCCGAAGACGGCCGGGAAGACCCGAGCGUGAAAACCAAGAGGAACCGGACCGACGGCCACGUGAGCCCUGGCCCAGAGGAGGCGGAGAGAGAGGACAAGGGCGCCAGGACGCUGCCGCCCCAGAUCCUCCUGCCGCUGGAGGAGCGGGUGACCCACUUCCGAGACAUGCUGCUGGAGAGAGGGGUGUCAGCGUUUUCUACGUGGGAGAAAGAACUACAUAAGGUCGUGUUUGAUCCCCGCUACCUCCUGCUGAACUCUGAGGAACGGAAACAGAUAUUUGAACAGUUUGUCAAGACGAGGAUAAAAGAGGAAUACAAGGAAAAGAAAAGCAAAUUGCUGCUAGCCAAAGAAGAAUUCAGAAAACUUCUAGAGGAGUCGAAGGUGUCGCCCAGGACCACAUUUAAGGAGUUUGCCGAGAAGUAUGGCCGGGACCAGAGAUUUCGACUUGUUCAAAAAAGGAAGGACCAAGAGCACUUUUUCAACCAAUUCAUCCUUAUGCUUAAGAAACGGGACAAGGAAAACAGACUCAGGCUGCGGAAAAUGAGAUGA